AUGUUGAAGAUUGUUUCGAAUCGAACGUCGGUGCAAUGUAUUGCUAUCAAUACGAAUCCAAUCGUUGAUGAUCCAUUUUGCUUGCAAAUGGCCAUCGCUACUACUUCCAAGCAUAUCCACUUUUGCGAACGACGUAAUGACAAAAUAGAAGUUGUACAAAAAUUGAGUACAGAAGGAAACACUUCCGCAAUGGCAUUUUCACGAUUGACAAUCUGCUUUGCCGCGAAUGGUAUGUACAGUAUUUACAAUGUGACUACCAAGUCGGUGAUCCCUUUGUUCCCGUUCGAUCCACAAGUCAUUCGGCCGCAUAUCUGCUGCGUUGACAUGGAAUUCCUUGUCGCGGGAAUGGAUGGCCUCCUCAUUUCUGUUACGGAUCAAGGCGUUUCUAUCCGACCACCUGCAGUCAUUCCAUCAGUGUCGAUAGAUGCGAUGGUGUGCUGUUCUCCUUAUCUGUACAUUCGUGCUUCUGACGAAAUCUUGAUCGUGAGUCUCGGAGACUCUCGCAUCGUUCAAAGCAUCAAAGCUGCGGAUUCUAAAGUGCUUUCCAUACUUGAUGGAUCAGUUUUUGUCGUCAGUAAUCAGAUACUGCAUAACGUUUCUAUGAUAUCAUUAGAAAAGCAGGUUAGUUGA
This is a messenger RNA of Cooperia oncophora, 630 nucleotides long. Lineage: Eukaryota; Metazoa; Nematoda; Chromadorea; Rhabditida; Trichostrongylidae. The record is from the annotation of a GenBank genome assembly.